GCUAGCAAAGUUUGGCUAUGUUCCUUGUGUCGUACCGACAAGAUCCCGACGGAGGCUCGAUUCCUCGAAGCUAUGUCUAAGGGGCUAGAAAAGAUAUGCUGGUUUCGGCGUGUCGAGUCCGCUACCGACGCCCCUCUAUCCUUUCWGCUCAAGCGGCUGGACAUGCUGAUCCUAGACGCUYGCAAGUGGACGGAGUGGUGGCAYGYGWACGUCGCUCUCAKUUUUUGUCUCCUCGAGGUGGUGUUCCAUUGGGCCGAGUCGACCAAAACGACGAGGAAGACGAAAUCCCCGACGAGGAGGUGGAGCUAUUGAUAGUCCAAGCGUGGAGAACGGAUACGGAUGGGGAGCUGAUGGGGAUCCUGUUCUGGCAAGUGAGGGACGACCAUCGGGAGCCGAUCAUGAGUGAAGUCCUGGUAUUAUUGGCCCAACUCUUNGAUGGGGAGCUGAUGGGGAUCCUGUUCUGGCAAGUGAGGGACGACCAUCGGGAGCCGAUCAUGAGUGAAGUCCUGGUAUUAUUGGCCCAACUCUUAGACGACCUGCCUCUGGACGUCCUUUCGCGCUGCGACGAGCGGUCUGCGCCGGCCGUGCUCACUCGAACAUUGGUACCACAUCCGCUGUGGUCCACGUGUACGGAGCUCUACAAGGAUAACUGCUGCUACCCGUCCUCGGGCCACUAUGUGGUCAUUGACGUGACCGAUUUCACCUUUUGGGAUCCGAUCAUUCGGASGGAAGAACGGGGGUGUGAGGCAAGCGGAAUGGAAGAAGAAGAGGUGCAAGAAGAAGAAGAAGAGGAAGGGAAUGGGAGCUCGAAGGCUGAAUCUGACAACCCCGACUAUUCAGAGGAAGCUGAUUCGGAAGAAAGUGGGCCGGACGAAUAAGGCGGCCCCCGCAAGCAGAGCAAGAAAGAGGAUGAGGUCUCAGCGCAUAAGAGGGGAUUCGUGAAAACCUCACAAUCAGAGAAAACCUAACAUCUCUUAUAGAAUGAAAAAGUAAAAGUCAA
Messenger RNA from Chara braunii, 1000 nucleotides. The record is from the annotation of a GenBank genome assembly. Lineage: Eukaryota; Viridiplantae; Streptophyta; Charophyceae; Charales; Characeae.